UGAAACCGUGUAUUGUUGACUGAAGGAGGAAAGAAAAAGAUGAAGAACUCAUCGACGCCUCUAAUCACCCUCCGUCCCUUCCGAUUAACCGACGUCGACGAUUUCUACCUGUGGGCGAGCGACGAUCGAGUGAUUUCCCCCUUACGGUGGACCACCGUAACCAGCAAGGAUGAGGCGUUCAACUUCAUCAGAGACAAGUGCAUCCCCCACCGAUGGCGUCGUUCGAUCUGCCUUGACGAUCGUUCGAUCGGCUUCGUAUCGGUUUACCAGUGGUCGGGGGAUGAACGAUGUAAGGCGGACAUAGGGUACGCCGUGGCGACGGAGCAGUGGGGUAAGGGGAUUGCUUCGUCGGCGGUGAAGAUGGCGGUGAAUCAAGUGUUUGAUGAUAUGCCGGAGUUGUUGAGGGUGCAGGGUUAUGUUGAUGUACUCAAUACUGCCUCCCAGAGAGUGCUGGAGAAGGCUGGGUUUCAAAAAGAGGGUACGCUUAGGAAAUAUACUUAUCUCAAGGGGCAAAUCAAGGAUUUUCACCUCUAUAGCUUUCUCUCAACUGAUUGUUCCUCUUGAUUCUAGUUUGUUUGCUA
Impatiens glandulifera is the source of this 581-nucleotide messenger RNA. RefSeq lists its product as uncharacterized. The record is from RefSeq and is a predicted model, not a curated record. Bases 40 to 564 code for a protein of 174 amino acids. The transcript has a single exon. Gene Ontology annotation, molecular function: acyltransferase activity, transferring groups other than amino-acyl groups. Lineage: Eukaryota; Viridiplantae; Streptophyta; Magnoliopsida; Ericales; Balsaminaceae.